GAGGAUUCUCCGCGGCACUUCGAAUGCCACGCCGCGAUAUUCAAUCAUUGAGCUGGCACCAUUACAUAAUUUGUAAUGUCGUUUCAUCCCUGGAAGUCCUUGGACUCGGAGCUGGCAAUUCACCACAGGAAGUUGAGCACAACAGGACUGCAGCACAGGCUUCCAUAGCCUUAGAUAUUCCUGUUCAUGCAUCCAUUACGAGAUCUGAAAUGGCUUGCCACCAACUUGGUUGCAGCACAGGAAGCCCGGGCGUCAAAUUCCAAUUAUAAAACGACCAAGGAUGUAUGGCCGAUAUCUCCACAAGCUUAUCUCGUCACCUUACAAGUAUGAGCAGAUACGCAGGAAUCGUACAUCACUCCCCAGACCAAAAUCUUUUGCAUUUGCCGCUUCAAGAGGUCGAUGUAAAAGUGUGGAUGGUCGAUGUCUCUGCAAGGGUUGUACUCUCGCAAGUGUUUGAGAAUGUGUCAGAGAGCCCUACCAGCCGGGCAAAAUAUGUAUUCCCUCUUCCAGCGAGUGCAGCGGCUUGUGCUUUUGAACUCGAGCAUGCCGAUGGACGUGUCAUCGUCGGUGAUGCAAAGGAGAAGUCAGAAGCUGCACAAACUUUCCAGAGUGCAUUGGACGCCGGAAAGUCUGCAGGGCUCGUAGAACAGGUGACGGACGACAUAUUCACGAUCUCAAUCGGCUCAAUUCCCGCCCGGCAGAAGGUCACAGCAAGACUGACAUUUGUAAUGGAUCUUUUGGAUGAGGGAAGACAGGAUUAUGUUCGUCUACAGCUUCCAAUGGCCAUUGCGGAACGAUACGGCGAGACACCUGCAGCCAUGCUCGACGCAUCCACAGCUAAUGAAAAGACAAUUGUUAAAAUCGCUGUGGAUAUUCAAACCAGUGAGAAGAUCCAGGAGAUACGCAGCCCUACUCACCCGACGAUUACUUACAAGCGCCACAAGUCGCGCACCGGAAGAAAGUCAGAACGACGGAUGGCCGUAACUUGGUCGUCUACGACGUUCCUUGACGGAGAUUUCGUAUUGACAGUGCAUGCUCUUGGACUCGACAAGCCUCGGUGUUUCGCCGAAAUCGAUCCCCAGCGUGGUGAUACCAUUGCCAUGCAGCUCUUAUUUGUACCGAAGUUCAAGAUGCCUCCUGUCACUUCGCAAGAGUACAUAUUCGUGAUCGAUCGCAGCGGAAGCAUGGCUGGAGCCCCAAUGGAGACUGCUAAGCGCACGCUGGAAAUGCUCCUUCACCUAUUGCCCGAUUCACAAACGACUUUCAAUAUUUUCAGCUUCGGGAGCGAGGUUGACGGUCUGUGGGGGAAAAGUGCAUCGUUUGAUCAGUCGAGAAUGCGUCAUGCGAUUUCGAGUGUAAAAGGCAUGCAAGCAAACUACGGAGGGACAGAAAUUGCAAAAGCCCUGCAGUUCGCUAUCGCGUCGCGUAAUCACGGCCGCCCGACUGCCAUGUUCGUCCUCACUGACGGGGAUAUAGCUCCUUCCGACAAUCUUGACCCAUUUACGGUUGUCUCCACGGCUGUGAAGAGCUGCAGGCCCGAUGCACCAUUGAGAGUAUUCACUCUUGGGAUCGGCGAAAGUGUCUCAUCGGCAAUGUGUGAGCGCCUUGCUCGUGAGGGUGGAGGUGAAUGCCUGUUCGCUGUUCGAUCCGAGGAUAUUACAGGGAAGUGUGCGAGACUUCUGAAUGCUGGUCGGACUCGCGAGAUCGAGAGUGUUACAGUUGAUUGGCAUGGUUCGGGGAGCCCGCCAGCUGUCAACUUCUCACCCUUGAAUCGCCGUAAUCCCCUUCCGCCCAGCGUCGUGCAGCUAGAGCCGCCACCUCAGAUACAGCAGGCCCCGCAUACAAUCACAAAGAUUUUUCCUGGAAUUCGCUUCAAUGUCUUCGCGAUCACUACUUUCAGAUCGGUUCCUCGCGAAGUCAGGUUGCGCGCCAAGGUUAAAGAUCUGGAAGAGGUUCUCGAGCUGGUAGUGCCUGUCACGGAAGUGAAACCAUUCAAGGACGAGUGGACAUUUAUUCCACUCGUGCAUACCUUGGCUGCACGAGAACUCAUAAAGCAGUUGGGAGAUUCCGAGGGUAAGGCGCUCCUUCCAAAACCCAUCACAUCUGCUUCAGAUGAGGACAUUCGAAAAGCGGCGAUCGUUCGCUUGGGACUUGAGUACCAGCUUGUGAGCCAGCACACAUCCUUUGUGGCUGUAGAGUCCGGACGGGAGACAGCUAGGAACGGGCUGCGUCGGUCAAAGUCAUGGCAAAGGUCUCGGCAGCAGCAUGGCUACGCCAGCGUCACUGCCGGUGCUGCUGAUGGAGGUAAUCCAGGAAUAGAUAUGACCACCGUGCAGACCGUUUGGGACAGCUUGUCUCAGGCGGUUUAUGCAGCGUUCAGCUUCUUCUUCUCGGAUCCUCCCCCGACCACCCGAAGCCGCCAGAAGCCGCUUCCCGGCACCUAUUAUUCCGCUGCACAGUCUCGCUCAGGCUCGCCAUCCAUUCAGAGUGAACAUUCAUUUCGAUACAACAACUCGAGCACAGACACGUUCUCUACAUUGAGUUCAUUGGAAGGCUCUUCUAGCUCUCGAUGGUCCUACUCUAGGCCAUCCAGCCCCGUACCUCCGCCGGAAGAUCCAAUCCAGCGCGUGCCAUCGCCAGUCUUUGAUUCGGCCCCACCGGGGACAGGACAAGCAGCACCACCGCUCAUCACCGCCUCUCACCCACCACCUGUGCCUGAGGAAGUAGAGACUAUUAUCUCACUACAGAGCUUCGACGGCUCAUUCACGCCAUCGCCUCAAUUGGGGGCGCUUGUGGGAGUGGAAACGUUGGCCAAGGCAGCAGAACAGCGGGUCGAUGGGAAGAUAUGGGCGACUGCGGUUGUUGUGGCGUACCUGAAGCAUCAUUUGGCUGCGCAACCGGAUCUGUUGGAUGCGCUGCUGAACAAGGCUCUGGAUUAUGUUGAAGGAGGGGGUGCGAGUUUGCUGGUCGGACGUGAUUUUUGGGACUUGGUGAACAUCGCGGGGCAGUCUGUAGGUUCGCGAUGAGUUCGUCGAGGUGGUGGUAUGAUUGUUUCUUUUGGAGCUACCCACUGGCACGGGCAUUGUUUUUUUUUUGAAUUGGAACGAGUCUCCGGAUUGCAGCAGCUGGCUCAGGCACCUAAUCUACACAGCUGGUUAUUACUUACAUAAAGUCGCAGCAGGGAAGAUGCACCUGAAAGGACUCGAAUAGCAACUCCUGACCGAAUGAAUCUUUACUCUGUUGCGGCUUUGCAAUCUUUCUCAGGGCACGCUAUGUACACCGUACAAAUCAAUUUGAGUACUACAGCUUAUGUGUUUUGGAGUUAUAAAUCUUACUCAUAUUGGA
Molecule: messenger RNA, 3345 nt
Organism: Suillus clintonianus
Lineage: Eukaryota; Fungi; Basidiomycota; Agaricomycetes; Boletales; Suillaceae
Exons: 6
Coding region: 285-3026 (913 amino acids)
Source: RefSeq, a predicted model, not a curated record